GGUAAAGAGAUAAAUGAUACCGUUUUACUAAUAAUGACUAAUACUACUAAUUCGAUACUACUAAUAAUGAUAUCAAUGUGUCCAGCGUGGUGUGCAAUCUUAACCAGUCUGAGUGUUACACAUAUCUUUCAACGAGCGCAGUUGCUAGGGGCAGACUGUUGUUCUGGUGCCGCGGCGACCCCUAUCGUCCGGACACGCAUUACACAUCAGCUGUUGAACUGGGUACCAUUUGAUACACUGGAUGGAGGCGUUGUAACAUUAUGCGCCACCGCGAUGGACUACCUCCGUCAAUGAAAGUCGGAAUUCGGGAUUAUGAGACAACUGUAAAACAGAGACUAGUUUGUCUGUUUCUAUUUAAUUACAUAUAUAAUCUACAAGUGGGACUAGAGCGUGGUCUUUUUAAAUCAUAUGGCGUCUGGAUGCAGCCGAGAAGCUGCAUCGAGGUUUCUAACGGAGCGGGGAGGGAGCGUGAAAAACGAGGAUUCGCUUGAACAUUUUCGGCCAGGUCUGUCGAAUGAUCCUCCUGAUACAGCGCUGGUCAGCGAGCUAUUUCAGAUGAACCUGGACAACGCGGCCCUCGUGAAUCGGGACGAUGGGACCAGUUCCGCAUGCUUGGGAAAGGGAGACGCUCAUUCUGUGUGUUCCGGACCGAAAACUGUUGGCGAAUACGAUGGCAAUGAGAUCGCUGAUCGGGACCUCCAUGAUAUAGGCCGGGACAGUGAUCGUGCCCGUGUGUUUGCGAAGCAUCACCUGGAGCACGGCCUCGGCCCAUCGCCAAGUGACGACUUAAAUGAGAAUCUUAGAUCUAAGCGCAGAUUUCCGAAAUGUGCAGAAAAGACCGCAAACGAUGCCGCAGAACAGGAAAUAUCAGCUGUCCCAGCUUGCGGAAUCGACGCAGGGAAAGGGGAGGGAGCUGGUUCUCACGCUUCUUUACUGGAAACCUCUAGCGCGGCUCGGGAUGGUGAUGGUGCCCGCACAAGUUCUUUACUUAGUGUUACUCUCGCGGAGGAGUUGCCGGACAUGGGGAAUAAAAGCUCAAAGAAACCCACCAGCAUUAAAAGGAAAAGUUCGGAUAGUCGUGAUUCCGGCGGGAUCUCAGUUCCUCAGAUCGCCGUGGUCGCGGCGUCUCCUUUACCCCAGAAAACCGGCGUGACGGUUUCCCACUUACCCGAAAAUCGAAGAGAAGAUCAAAGCGCCAUGAGAGUCUCUAAUAAAACCAACUACCGGCAUAAUCUUGGCAGUGAACUGCAGCGUGCCGAAAGUGCGCUGGGAGUUGACUUGAGACCGUCCGCAGAAACGAAAGCGGAGGACGGUGAGUCCUGCUUGUCCAAGGGCGCGCCGCUGCGGCUCAGUAAACUGCGACGGUCAAAGCGAUCGCGGCGCGGUUCUCUGACCAGUGGCCCCUUCGCAGACUGCACCGAUGAAGGCCAGUCUGAUUCACGCAGCUUAAGCGGGAGUGACAGCAACACGCCGCGGAGCGGCCGUAAGAACUUUCUCCAGCUUAUGAUAAACAGCUCGCCGCAGGUUCGACGGAGCCUGGCGCAGAGGAACACUCCCCACCUUGGGGCCAGAGAUGCGGUGCGGGGCGACGGUGACCCUGGUGACGACGAGAGUGGCUCGGUGGCUCUGGACCCCUUGGAGCACCAAUGGAUGAUGUGUGCGUCCGAUGGAGAGUGGGACAGCCUUCACCUGCUGCUUUUACAGGACCCUAACCUUGUGAACAAGAAGGACUUUGUAACCGGGUUCACUUGCUUCCACUGGGCAGCCAAGCUGGGACGGCAAGAGCUACUAUCUCUACUGGUGAACUUCGGCAAACAGAAUGCUAUCCCAGUGAACAUCAAUGCCCGCUCUAGCGCCGGAUACACGCCUUUACACCUGGCCACUAUACACAACCACCCAGAGGUGGUCAAAUUUCUUGUGGGAGCGUGUGAGGCUAACGUGGAGGCCAGGGACUAUAGCGGCAGGAUGGCGUGGCAGUAUGUCUCACGCACUGCAUCCAAGAACAUGUAUGAUAUUCUGGGGGGAAUGCCAGGCUUCUGGUCUGUGAGUGGAGAGGGCGGAGCCAGUUGCAGGGCAGCGGCAAAAGUUCUCCCCUAUAACCUGGUGACUUUUGGGCCAUUCAGUUGCCUGAAUGAGCAAGUGUGCGAUGGCGAUGAUUUAGAGAAGCCAAAAUUAGUAAGCAGGAAGGCUUCUUUGAAAUCGCGGUUACCCAAGAUCCGGGUCAGGUCCAGGAUAGUCCACAGCACUUCAUUCAGAGACCCGGAGGAAGUGAGAGCAUCAGCCCGGAGCAUUGUGAGGUCAAGACCCAAAUCAAACAUCUUUGGGUGAAGUCAUAGCCUUUCCAUAAAAAAAAAAACAGAUACGGAUAUACAAGAUGACAUGACCACCUCUCAAACAUAAGUGGGGAAAAAAUAAUUGUGAAUACAUAGAUGCAAAUUUUUAAGUAGUGCCAAGAUAGACAAAUUUGUCAUUUUUAUAUGAAUGUUUGUUUUUUUCUAAGCGUAGAGCCAAGUUCUUGCAUUGGGAGAAGAUUAUCCAAGGUUGUAAUGCAAUAAUUACAACAGCUGUGAAAUUUGUACUCAAAGUAAAUUAUUAGUGAAGCUAUUUCAGGAAUUAAGCAUUGUUAAGCCUUUUUCUACUGCUUUCUGUAAUGUCCUGGUCUGUCCCUUAUCGAGGAAAUACAUUAAUACAUGUAGCUUAUAGUUACAGUGCCAAUUACAUGGUUUACCUGCUAAA
Messenger RNA from Brienomyrus brachyistius, 2736 nucleotides. RefSeq names its product sosondowah ankyrin repeat domain family Ca (gene sowahca). Bases 409 to 2328 code for a protein of 639 amino acids. The transcript has a single exon. NCBI's taxonomy places the organism in Eukaryota, Metazoa, Chordata, Actinopteri, Osteoglossiformes, Mormyridae. The record is from RefSeq and is a predicted model, not a curated record. Gene Ontology annotation, molecular function: protein binding.